AUGGUGACAACCGAGCACCAGAAAUUUGACUCGGGACUGCCAUCAGUCCGCACGACUGACCUAGGUGGCAGUUUGGGUGCUGGUUUUGCCAUGUCCGGAUAUUUGGCUAGCGAUAAAAAAGUUUACGGGUUGCAAGAUGGCGAAUUGAUCCCGUCAACGCGCCACCCCAAAUUCCCUGAAGACUCGCUGAGCGAUCCACCGCCUCCUCCAUUGGCUCUGUUCCUGGCAUAA
Molecule: messenger RNA, 231 nt
Organism: Plasmopara halstedii
Lineage: Eukaryota; Oomycota; Peronosporomycetes; Peronosporales; Peronosporaceae
Exons: 2
Coding region: 1-231 (76 amino acids)
Source: RefSeq, a predicted model, not a curated record